Fulvia fulva is the source of this 429-nucleotide messenger RNA. RefSeq lists its product as uncharacterized. Lineage: Eukaryota; Fungi; Ascomycota; Dothideomycetes; Mycosphaerellales; Mycosphaerellaceae. The record is from RefSeq and is a predicted model, not a curated record. Bases 1 to 429 code for a protein of 142 amino acids. The transcript has a single exon.
AUGGCGGACACCUCUUCGGUCACGACGCUCCUCGAGCAGAUUGCGCGCCGCUUCGAGAACGCUCUCAACAGCCGCGACUUCUCCACGACUUCUUCGGCGUGGGACUUCAUGGCACCCCAGUUCCGCGGCGAGGCAGAGUAUGUCGAGCCACCAAAGACUCUGAGCCUAGCAGAACUCAUGGACGUCUUGAAGCAGCUCGUGACCAUCUUUCCAGACUGGCAUCUUCGAGUCGUCAGCAUGACUACUUCUGUGCGAGAGCUUACCGGGACCGCAGAAGUAUUCAUGCAUGUGGAGACGACAGGCGCGCCACCUGGUAUCACGAAAGAAGGUGUCGGGAUCCUCGAGUUUCAGAGGACCGAUAAAGGGAGUUGGCUUGUUGUGAGGCAUCGAAGUGCUGCUGGCCUGGAUAUGGUGGCGACCGGGGCAUGA